UGCAUAUUAAUGGAUUCACUACCAAACGAUGAUGAAUUAUUGCUUAUGGAAUUGGAACGCAGAGAUGGCAUAUAUUCCUUUAUAUUUCAUGAACUAGAAGCCAAUAAAUUUCAAACGAACAAGCCUGAAAAUCAACAUAAAAAUAAUAUUCAUGAAAAUCAUAAAAAAUGGCAACCAAAGUGUGAAGAAGUCCCAACAACUUCGACAGCGAAAUCUCCGUUACUGUCUGCCACUUCAACAUUCCUAACAACCUCUAACUCUUCAAAGCCUUACUCUUAUGCUAGCUGCUUUAUCAAAAAUUCAACAAUUGAUUUAGACAAAACCUGGCCUCACUCGCAAUCAAAAACUCCAGUAAAUUUAAAUUUUCAAUUUCAAAUGCCUUUUAGUGCUGCUGCUUAUCCUUCGUUUCAACAGUUGUGUUCUUUGCGUACUUUACAUGUGCGCGGAGCGAAACCAUCCUUUUCUCACAUUCAGACACCCUUGGUACGCAACAGACGUCAUGAACUUAAAGAAACGCCAGAGUAUAAGAAUUUCAUGAACAGCUUUACUAAAGUAGCGGAUUUGCGAGAGUUGUUUCCUUUAGAUCCUGAUGUUCAUGCUCCAUUUGCAGAGCUCAGAGAUAAUGCAAGAACUAUUUCUAAAUCAAGUGGUCUGAUGGUGAAAGCCACAAAGUUUUUAAAGUGA
Molecule: messenger RNA, 684 nt
Organism: Calliphora vicina (urban bluebottle blowfly)
Lineage: Eukaryota; Metazoa; Arthropoda; Insecta; Diptera; Calliphoridae
Exons: 1
Coding region: 10-684 (224 amino acids)
Source: RefSeq, a predicted model, not a curated record